AACGAUAGUAUUUCUUUUACUUUAAUAACAUUUAUUAACAUAAACGUUACCUUCUCGCGACAUCAAUUUUCACUAUUUGGCACUCCUCAGAACGGCGGUACCAAAUUAAAAAUUAUCCUAGAUUUAGCCUAAAAGGUAAAUACUUUUCGUUAGAAAGUCUUUAGUUUUAGUUUUCGGCUACCAGCCAAAUUAGCCGCUGAUAAUUAAAUUGGUGACAUAAUUAUAAUUUUUUACUUCAAAUAUUGUUUGCAGACUAAUUAUUGCUUGUAAUAAUAUAAAAUAAACAACACCAUAUUUCAAAUAAUGUUUUGUUAGGAAACAUUCUACAAACUUAUGACAAAACGCCGAAGGCACUGCAUGGGUAUGGUUUAGUAAGUGUGGCAAUACAAAAAAAAAAAAAAAAAGAGGUAAUAAUAGUAAUAAUAAAUAAGACAAGUUAAAAUUAUUUCAAAUAAUGUUUUGUUAGGAAACAUUCUAAAAACUUAAAACAAAACGCCGAAGGCACUGCAUGGGUAUGGUUUAGUAAGUGUGGCAAAAAAAAAAAAAAAAAAAAAAGGGCUAAUAAUACUAAUAAUAAAUAAUGCUAGUUAAAAGGCUAGUUGUGGAUGCCACGACGUCUUUUAGGUGUUUAUUAAAGUUGCCGUGAAUUAGGGUUCAGGUUAGGUUUACAGAUACAUUUAGGGUUUAGGUUAGGUUUAGGCUUAGGGACACAUUUACUUAGAUAUAGUGACAGAAUUAACUCACUGGUCUUCUCAACCAAGAUGGCGGACAAUCAUGGCAUCCGCGCUCAACAUUUACCAAAAAUUUUUUUUUCUUUCAAGACAUGAUGAUGAUGAAGAGGCUUAUGAAGAUCGAGAUACGAAAAAAAUAAAAUAAAUUUAAGAAGAGCAUUAAGCAAAUACUAAUACGUCUUCAAUUAUCAGCCGAUAUUAGGCUCGUAGCAGGACACUUUCUAAUGAAUAGUAUUCUAAUUUUUAAUUUGGCACCGCUGUUCUAAGGAGUACCCGCUAUUAAAGAAAUGUUAUGUUAUCUCUCACUUACAUAAUUAACAGCCACAGCUGGCCAUAAAGUAAUCUGGACAUAGAACAAAGACUGAGACCAAAGCAAUAUGGGCUAACUGUGACAUAAGUUAUGAGAAAUUAUGGGGCUAUGAAGAAUGACUUAUUAUUAUAUUAUAUAUUAUAAAUUAUAUUAUAUACUAUAUUAUGGUAAGGGAUUACUUUAUUGUACUAUACUAUAUUAUUAUAUACACUAUACUAUGUCAUGUUAUGCUCACAUUCAAGUCUCAAAUUUGGAGUCAAGUGCCUCAAGUUGUAAACUUAACUAAGUUUAGUAAGAAAGAAACUAAGUAAAGCCUAAAAUUUUAAGUAAGUGGUAAGCAUCGGUUAUGAAAAAAAUCCUGUUGUUCCUGUUUGAAGUGCUAUCUAAACAUGAUAUAAAAUGAGUAAAACAGAGUGGGUUAAACCUGAAAAAAAAACCGCAACAAAACAACGAACAUUUUGGCAGAAAGCUUUCUUCAGCGGACAAAACAAAAGAAAAAACGGUAUAAAAAUAAAAAUAAGAUAUAGCACUUAGCUUAGUAUCCGUGGGCAGCAAAAGAAAUCUAAACAUGUAUAUUUUAUUGAUAGAUAAAAUUAUUUUAUUGGUCUCAAUCAAUAGAUCGAAAAGUUUUUUUAUGACAUGACAUUGUACUUGUACAUAUUCAUUUUAGCACAUAUAUAAAUAACCCAAGACAACAUUUUUAAAAUAUAAAAAUUAAAAAAAUUUAAAAAAAAAUUUUGUGGCAAAUUUAACCAAUUUAUAAAUGAAAAGACAAAAGAGUUUGAGAUUAUGCAUAGUUCUCCCCCCAAGGUAACAAUGAAGUUUUUAAAAAUAUCAUCUUCAUGAAAAUGGUUGUGGAACAUGAACUCAUACAAAUAGGAAGAGAAAAAAUUUCGGCUUGUGCCAAACUGUCUUUUUAAUUUGCACUUUGCAUGCAUCCAUAUGUUUUGAACAUCCUGUGUGUGGACACCAGCUUCAUUUGGAUCAACAAAAUUUUGUUGAUGGACUACAAAGGAGUAUUCAUUAAUUCCGUGUCUUAUCUAGUAUAUAUUUGCUUAAGCUGUCCAUCCAUCCCAUGCAAUUCGUGAACCUGCAAUAUAUUUCUAAGUAUUCCUGUAAUGUGAUGGCAUGUUGGUCUAGCACUUGAAUGAUAAAACAACGCCCCCUCUCUCUUUCUAUGCCAAUUGACUCAUCAGUUCAGCAAUCAAUCAUUUUAGAACUUUUAAGAGACUAUCAUUAAUAAUGUUGACUUGUCUAUCAGAACUAUCUCUAUUCUGAUUAUGCCUACUUUUGCUAAUAUCACUGAAUGUUGUCUUUUUUAAAUCCUUUGUAUUAACAAUCCAUCGAACUGAAACUGGGCACAUAGACUCUUGGCUGAUGACAACACAUUCAAGUAAAUUUUCAGCCCCACCCCCAACCCCUAAAAAUCAGUUUGUCCUGUUUUUCAAGGGGAAGUUGAUGGAAAUAUGAUGGCACUGAUUUCAUGAAAUUAAAUUCCAGAUAACUGCAGUAAAUGAGAUUUAAAAAAAAUAAUAUCGCAGGUGCAUUGGUGCGUAAUAUUUUCUUUUGUAUUUCUGAAAUAGUUGGUGAAAUAAAUCUGCGUUGGAACAGUGGGUGGGUUAUUAGAAUAUUAAUUUAGUUCAGGGGCUUGAAAAAAAUUAAGUAUGUUACUUGUAUGCACAUUUUGUAAAUUUUCAGCGGCCCCCUCCCCCCACCACAUUGCUCAAUAUUAACUUUUUAAAAGAUUUUCACGUAAAACUUUGUUUUUAGAGGUUGUUUCAUUCUUCUAUAACUGUAGCUUUAGUAGGCAGUAUUAUAGUCAUAGAAGCAUUUUCUAAAAUCUUGUAUGUCUAUUAGACAACUGAAUGUUAUUCCCCUGCCAAUUCAGGUGCUGUCUUCUUACUACUGGGGUUGAUGUUUUUACUCAGAAUUUACCUCCCCCACACCAGAAAAACUACCUUAGAUGACUAAUGACUUCACUUAAUAUGGUUAAUGCAUAUAGCUGGGGAUUCCAACCUAAUAUCUCUUGUUUGGAAGGCAGAAAACAAUAUCAUUGGAAUUAAGUGAUGCACUAAUUCACAACAGAAGUAACAGAAUAACUACUUACUAUUUAUUAGCAUGGUAAAAGACAGCAUGAUAAAUUUGGUAAUCUCUCCAUGUUUAUUACAGGUGGAUGUAGGACUUUCCUUAAAUUAUUAUACAGUUAAAUCCUCCAAUGACUUUAUAGUUGGCCUAAGCUGCCAAUGUAUUUCUACUUGGCAUAGACUGUAAGAUCAAAUUUAGAAACUUGGUAAUAAAAGCAGUUUAGAAUUGAAAAUGGCAUCACAGAGUUUGAGAAAUCCAAAAGACCUAAGGAGUAUGGUAUCAGCUAGUUCUUUGGUAAGUUCUGUUGUAAUAUUUUUUUUUUGAAAAGUAAUAUAAUUAGAAUUUUUAGUAAUCAAACAUUUUAUCACAGACUUGACCAUUUUAUCAUGAUAUUCAUUUUUUAUUUAAAUACAACUUUUAUGUCAUGUUUUAGAAACAUACCAUGAAGUAAAAAAAUAUUAUAUUUUGAAAUUAAUAGAACAUUUCCAGACUGACUUUCAUUUCUGGGCAAAAUAUUAAUUUAAAUAAUGGAAAUAAUAUAUUUAGCCAGUUAAUCAGAGAAGAUUUUAUUUCAGAUUUUAAAAAUAAUAAUAAUUUGAUAUCAGAAAUUUGAUUUUAAUACAGGACAUGGAUGAAAUGCAAGAAAAUUUAGGUAAACUAAAGGCACUGUCAGAAGAUGAUAAAUUAGAAAAUUCCAAGUUACGCUCAAGAAUUGAUGAGCAGUGUCAGUUAAUAAUGAUACUCAAACAAAGAGCUGAUGAUGGAACUAUCAGAAUACAGACACUAGAGAAAAUCAAUAAAGAACUUUUGGAUUUUAGAGAUAAAGUUUGUAUUGUUAUUAUCUUAAAAAAUAAACAUUUGGUUAGUUUAAUGAUGAUCUUUUUUUUUUUUGGGGCUAGUUUUUUAUGGCUCAUAUCAAAAUCAAGUUGUUUAAAUAAGGAAAUAUUGAAAUUUCUAAUAAAAAUGAUUGUGUUAGGUGUAUUUUGAUCAGUAUCCUACUGUAUUUUGAUGUUUUGAUAAAAAACAAUAAUGUCACAUUUCAUACUAAAACUUUGCUUCUUUACUAUAAUUUGUAAUAAAGUUCAUAAAUGGGUUGCAAUUAAUAUAAAGUUUAUAUUGUCGUUCUUACAGACAAGCAAUUUAUCUUGAGAUUAAAAACCUCAAGUAUCAAAUUUAUCAGAUCUUAAUUACAUUUUAUAUUUUUAUUCAGAAAAUUUAUGAUGCUCUAUUUAUACUAAAUUUCAGGCUGAGACAAUGCUAAAAUCAGAAAUAAAGAAAUUUGAUAUUUUAGAUGGGCGCUUUAAUAAUUUGGCUUCAAAUCAUGAGGAGAUGAUACGAAUUAAAGAUGAGUAUAAACGUGUUAAUCAGGAACUGAGAGAGGAAAAUUCUAGGCUUAAGGAUGAGAAUGGAAGACUGUUUUCAAAUUCCAUUGCUGAAAAAGACAACAGAAUUUAUGAACUAGAAAAGAAGUGCACUUCGUUUCAAGAACAAUGUAUCACGUUAGAACAACAAUUAAGGUAUGUACAUAUUACACUACUAGAAUAAAUGACCCAAUGUCAUCGGGAUAAUAAUGGUAGGUUCUUUGCGAUAAUUUCUUCCUUCUAUUGCAAAACUCAUCACGAUUUCUAACUUUAAAAAGAAGUAGCUAUGUAAUGAUAUUUACGUUUCUAACAUCAUUAACUUUUGAGAAGUACUUAUCUGCUAUAUGUUUCAAAAGCAUUGAUAUCAUUGAUAAGCUUCAUAGAUAAAUAACUUAAUCUGACUGAAUUUGUAAAAAAAAAUUAGGCAAUAUCAAGUUGAGUGGCGGGCAAAAGAGGUUUCUCUACGGAAAGAAAUUUCAGAGCACCAGACUAUCAAUAGCCAACAAAUUAAAGAUCUUCAAAGUCUGCUUAGAUCAACAGAAGAGAAACUCAAAGGUAUUUAAAACAUGACUUAAGGCCUGCUUAACAAAAAUUGUACUUUAAAAAGUGUGGGGGGUAGCUUACCUAUUGGACUAUCUUGAAAUUGUUUAUCUAUAAAUAGAUGGCCAAUAUUGAAUGAGCCUUGCAUAAAAAUGAAAGGAUUUAAAUGUAAUGUUAAUGGAUCAAAUAUGAUACAAAAAUUUAUAAGUAAAAACUAUAUGUUAUUUUAAGUCUGAAAGAUACUUAGAGCCUAGAGAAUCAAUUGUAAAGAAUAUUUAUUAAUUUUUCAUAGACACAUCACAGAAAUUACAGAUGCAGCUAGAUGGCAAUCAAAGUCUUCAAGGUGAAACUUCAGUUAAACUACAGCAAUUCAGCAAGGAAAAGGAAGAGCUUCUUUCCCUUAUAAUGCAAAGAGGAAAAUUAAUACAGGUGAAUUUUGUUGUUAAUCUUAACUAGAAUAGAAACAAGAAAUGUAUCAAGUUGUUUUAGUAUUGUCACCCAUCUAGAGCCAUCGUGUGACUUUUGAGGGAUUCUGCCACUUUUUGUUUUUGUGCAGCUUGCAUUCAAAGUUGAUAAUUUAAUUUUUUUCUACUUCACAACUUUGGGUCACUAAAUUUAAAUAUAUGAGAAAGCUCUGCACCCAUCCAUUUUUCGGGAUUAAUUUGAAUAAGUUAGACUUCAUAAAAGUGAUAUUGUGUUAUAUCUAUCGGUAUCUAUCUUCAGUUGAGUGAUAUAAAUAGCACAACUAUUCUGUUUUAUCUGCAGAAAGAACAAGAUGAAAAUAAGGCUUUGAAAAAGAAAGUGGAAGGACUAGAAAAAGUUGUAAAGAGCUUGGAAGAAAAGUUCAAGUAAUAGUUACCAUAUUUUUUUCCUAAGAAAUGUAACAUCAGAAUUUAAGUCUGUUUAUUUGAAAGAAAACCACCUUUAAGUGGCAAUUUAUUCAACCAUAAAGCAUUAUUUUUCUUUUGUCGUAAAUUAAUUAUUAUACUACCUUGAUUAAAAGCAAACAUUUUCUAAAAAUUUUAAAAUAAUUUCAUGAAAUCUUGCUCUUAAUUUAAAUUUAUUAUAUUUAAGUCGGGAAGCAGAGGCAGUCAAUGCAAAUUUGAAAGUGAAAAGACUUUCUGAAGAGCUGGAAGGAGCUGAUAGUAAAUACUCACAAAUGGUGAAGGUACUUUCUUCAUUUUAUAAUUACAGUUAAAUAUUAGAUUAUUUUACUAGUAUAUGGGAAUAGAAAAAAGUCCAUCUUAAGUAAGACUUUUGUGAUUCUGAAAAGUUAUUACCAACAUUCAUGAUUUAAAUUGAUUUUUAAAUUGUGAUUGUUCUUGGCUUAAGGAAAUUUUAUUUAGAUUACUUGAUUUUUAGAAAUAUUUUUUCUCUCCAUUUUAUUCCAGAAUAAGAACAUUUAGUUUUUUUGUACUGAUAGUCCAGAAUUAGAGAAUAUAAUUACAUAUUUUUUUUAAAAAUUGUGAGUCAAAAAGAGAGGGAGUUUUUUUUAAAAAAUGAAUGGAAAAUAAAUUGUGAAAAUGUAGAAAUAUUCUUUUAAUGUAGUUGUCAUGUGCAAGCUGAUUUUCGUAACUGCAUAUGCAUUUUUAAAAUUAUUCUUAAUAUAGUGAUUUAAAAAAAUGCAGCCAAUGAAGCAUUUGAUAUUACUUUUAAAGAAAAGAUUAAUUAUUUUUUAAAAUUUAUAUAGACUCUAGGCCUAAUGUUGUUUUUUUAAAAUAAUGUAUUUUUAUACAUUUGCUACAGCUUAGGAUAUCAAUAAGCUUAACAUUUAUGGAAAUCCAAAAGACAUUUUUAGCCUCAUCGUCAUAAUUUUAUCACAUUUAAUCUCAUAUGUUGUUACUGAAAAGUACAGCUAUAAUUAGGUAUGUAACAUAUUAAUGUUAAAUAACAAAGUCUUUGUUCACUUGCUCAAGCUAGUCUCACAUUUUUUGCAUGCAAGGAUCCAUGUUUUGUUCUAUUUAUGGACACUCACAUGUUGGGUUACAUAUGAUUUUUUUGCUUUUUUUAAAAAUUUCUUCACAGUUGAAUUUUCAUAGUUAUGAUAAUUAUACUAUUAUUUGGCCUACUUGAUAAAUUAAAACAAAUAAAAUUGUAUUAUAAUUAAAAGCUAUUCUUAAACUUUAUCAUAAUAAUAUACAUUAUAUAGGCCAAUGCAUUUCAAAUAGUGGUUGAUUUAUUUUGUACUUAAUCAAUUACAAAUAUGUUUAUAAUAUUAACUUGGUGAAAAAUGUAUAAGCGAAGAAAAUAUGAGGGAAAUGUCAUCCUGCCUGACCUUUGCUUGAAGUUUGGAUACAGAUGCAGAAAAAACAACUUUUCAUAUAGAAAUAAAAUUAUAAAUAUUUUUUGUGUUAAAAAUUAAAGUUUGAAAUAGAUUUUCCUUUUCAAAAUAUUUAAGUGCACAACUGAUUAUAUAAAGUGAACUUAGACUAAAAUAAUGACAUAAAAUGUCAAGCAUUAUUUUAAAUUUGAAUUUAAACCAUGUUAAUAAGGAGCAAAUUUAAGUGGCCUAAAUAUGUAUUUUGAUAUUUUACAAGAAUGUUUUUUCAAAUAAUUCUAAGGACUAUGAAGCUUUCAAGAAACAUUCGAGUGAGUUGAUAAAAAGAGAAAAAGAAUUGAAUGAGAGACUGCGGCAGUUAUACUCUUGAACAUUCUUCAUUGCCUUUAUGAAGUAAGUGGAACAGCAUGCUUUUUAAAACUCUUUCUAUAUUUAAAUAUUUCUGUGACAAAUGGUAAUUCAAAAUACAGGCUACAUCAUAUUUUAAAGCCUUAGGCUACAUCAUUUUUUAUAGGGCUUUAAAAUUUUUCAGAAUGUACUGAUUUUAUCAUAACUUAAGCUUGCUGCUAGAAUAUCCUUGUUUCUAUUUCGCGUCAGCAAAAUGAAAAUAAUGAGAAUUUUUAAUUUGCCAUGUGACAAAGUUGUUAUGAUUAACUUAGUUUGAAUGAUAUUUGUUGGUUUGUUUUAACUAUUUCCUUCUUGUUUGUCACUAAUUUCGCUAUUUUGUGGACAGUUACAAUUUUUAAUACCCACCAUUGUCAUACAAAAAAUGUUAAUCUUCUUAAAAUUUGUAGGAUCCACAAAUGACCUGUGCAUAAGAAAAUUAUUUAAAAAAUCAGAACAACCAAGGAAAGGAAAAUUUUUUAAAUUCAAAACAACAAAGGGAAAAUUUGUAGUUGUUAAGUCAAUACAAAUAAAAUAAAAGGUUGUACCCCCCCAAAAAACAACAACUUGGUAGCGUCUUAAAAAUAGAAACUAUUUUCACUUUCCCAACAUCUAAUACCAUCUGAAAUUUUAAGGAAAGUUAUAGAUAUAAGGAAAUGUAUUAUUGUUUGUAAACCUACAAAUUAAAAUUAAAGUUUGUUUUCUAUCUAUUAUAUUUUUAACAUAAUUCAUUAUAGUUAAUUAUGAUUAUGUUUAUAACUAAAGAUUAGUUGUGCAGUAAAUGUAUCUAUGAUUUUUUUCCCCAGGAAAUUCGUGAUAACAUCGCAGUGGCUUUUUGUAAUGAGAAAACAUUACCAGUAGUGAAAAUGAUUAUCAAAGUCAUCAUCCAUUCAUAUACUAAAUGGAUGUAUCUAUGAAUUUUUAGAAAUGCAUACUUUAGAUAAGUGCAUAUAAAAAUUUUCAUUCUGGGAGAUUCGCAAGAAUUUUUUUGCAUUGCAGCAGGGUAUUUUGCAAAAAUGCACUGAUUGAUUUUUUUAAUUAAAAAAAACUCUCUUUAAAAUAUUCGCCUUAUCGAGACCAUUGAAUGAGACCUAGAGACCAUUGAUGAUCGGCAGAUCAACACUGAAGGGCACUGCUUUACAUUGUACAUAUGUCUUUAAUAAUGCACUGAAUAUUUAUUACUUAAGCUUUUGAGAAGAAUUUUAUUUCAUAUACAUUUUUUAAAGUAUUUGAAAAGACAGCAUAAAGUCUAAAGUGAAUGCAUUGAAAUCAUGUCAGAAAUCAAGUUAAUGCUUGUUUUAUUAGAUAUGUUGUAACUUAUUCUUCUUGGAAAUUAAUUUUCUAUUAAUCAGUAAGGCUUUAAAAUAUUCAUAUGCUUAUGAAAUUUUUGAUAUUAAAAGCAUUCCUAAUCCGAUUUAUGUAAAAAUUUAAAAAUUGUAAGCUAUAUUUACAUGUAAACUAUUUAUGAUAAUUCCAAUGAAAUAAACAUGAAUACAAUAUUAUAAAUUUUAAGUAUUACAAGCAUCAAUACUUUAGAACAUUGAUUUGAUGUUAGAUGACAAUAGCAAAGGCAUGAUCCUUUCUUUAUUACUUUAUAAAUCUUACCUAUCACAAUUGCUUUUUGUGCUGUAAAACAUUUAGCAUUUCAUUGACUUUUUUUGGUACAUGGUGGCUGAUAUUUACGCUAGAGAUGUUUUGUAUUUAAAUUGUUCUAAUUGUAAAAUGUUGUCUUGGUUACAUUAUGUGUUUGUU
Messenger RNA from Lymnaea stagnalis (great pond snail), 9441 nucleotides. The record is from the annotation of a GenBank genome assembly. NCBI's taxonomy places the organism in Eukaryota, Metazoa, Mollusca, Gastropoda, Lymnaeidae.